Staurois parvus is the source of this 396-nucleotide messenger RNA. The record is from the annotation of a GenBank genome assembly. Lineage: Eukaryota; Metazoa; Chordata; Amphibia; Anura; Ranidae.
CUGGUGGCACUGACUGGCAGCACUGCUGGGCUGCACUGGUGGGCGGCACUGGUGGGCAGCACUGGUGGGUGGGCACAGGUGGGUGGCACUGGUGGGCACAGGUGGGUGGGCACAGGUGGGUGGCACUGCUGGGCACAGGUAGGUGGCACUUCUGGGCACAGGUGUGUGACACUGCAGAGUGGCACAGGUGGGUGCACUGCUGGGCACAGGUGGGUGCACUGCUGGGCACAGGUGGGUGAUCUGCUGGGCACAGGUGGGCGGAGCUAGUGGGCGCACUGCUGGGCACAGGUGGGCGGAACUUGCGGGUGGCACUGCUGGGCACCGAUCAUCAGGGCACUGAUCAUCACGUGUCAUUGGACACCGCUGAUCACGUGGUAAAAGGCCGCUGUGAUUGGC